This is a messenger RNA of Tauraco erythrolophus (red-crested turaco), 234 nucleotides long. NCBI's taxonomy places the organism in Eukaryota, Metazoa, Chordata, Aves, Musophagiformes, Musophagidae. The record is from RefSeq and is a predicted model, not a curated record.
AAGAAGCCCGCAGCGAAAGGUGGCAAAAAAAAGAAGCAGGUGUUGAAGUUCACCCUGGAUUGCACCCACCCCGUGGAGGAUGGCAUCAUGGACGCCGCCAACUUUGAGCAGUUCCUACAGGAGAGGAUCAAGGUGAAUGGCAAAGCAGGAAACCUGGGCGGGGGCGUGGUGACUAUCGAGAGGAGCAAGAGCAAGAUAACAGUCACGUCAGAGGUCCCAUUCUCCAAGAGGUGA